AUAUGGAUAAAAAUUAUAAUAAUGACAUAUGGCUCCUAAUUAUGGGAUUACAAAAUUUUAUUUGUUCUAAUUUUUAUAAAUAUAACUGUAAAUGUUAAUUGACAUUAUUGAUCCAAUCACCAAUUAUAUUUUUAAUUAAUGUUCAAUCGCAACUUACAUUAAUGUUACUUUUAACUAACCUUUGAGUUAUACAGUGACGUCUGCUGAGACUUAAAAAAAUUAAUACCCGAAUUUAGGGCCAAGGUAUAUUAACGUGUCAUUCUAUAGAUUUUGUACGAAACAUGGUACAAUUUAAGUUUGUUAGGCUAGAUAAUUAUCAUUAUCGUCAUUAGAAAUGCAAGAAAAUUCAAGUUUUCCAAAAAAAGUAAAAUAUUAAAAAAAAUAGAAAUACAAAGAUAUUUGCUAUUCUUAAGCAAAUUCUGAUUCCUUUUCUGCGAAUACAAAAUCAAAUGUAUGUACUACAGAAAGAUCUAGUUAUAACUGAAUAAGGCUUGUCCUUGAAAAGAUUUUCCAUUUAUGGUUUUUUGAGUUCUUUAGUGUAUGAAUAUCACCAUGCCUGAUAAACGAUUACAAGCGUAUCGCAAGUACCAACGCAUAACUAAGACUCUACUUAUUAUCAGUGGUUGUUGGUACAUGCCUACAAAAUCCGACAAGUCCACGCGCUACUGGCCAGUGUGUGUGUUUUUGUUAAUGAUCAUGUACACGACAAUGACCUUUCGUACGACCUAUCUCUUUAGACAUAAAUUGGCAAAUAUGAUGAAAAUGGUAGGCAUGGCUACGUCUGCAGUUAGCGCUAUUGUUAAGGUGUCAAGCUUCAUGAUAAAUCGCAGCUCUCUGAUAAAUAAUCACCGGACGCUAAAUGAUUUUUAUGAGGAAGAGCUUAUGCAAAACGAAGAAAUCCGGACGAUAAUAUUUUCGCUCCUGCGUGCAACGUACACUCUAACGUAUACAUAUGUCAUUAUUAUGAUAGGAUUGAUCACAGCAUAUCUUGUGCCUCCGUAUAUAUUCAUAAUUCGCAAUCUUUCCCACUUCCAUUCAACUACGAAUUACACCCUGCCGCUCAGCAGAGGGUACGGAUACUUCUGGACCGUUCCCGAUAAUUUUUGGUAUCAUCUCCAUUUGAUCGUCGAAACGAUUUUCGGAUCGCUCAGUUGCAUUACGGCGUGCGGCGUCGAGAGCGUUUUUAGUUUAUUUGCCUAUCAGUUGGCCUCGACUGCGCGCGGCAUGAUUUACAGGCUCACGAAUCCUUUGCCCAACAAGAAAUUUUCGGAUCUGUUGAAAACGUGCAUUGAAAAACAUCAAAAGUUGCUGCAAUGUCGCGACAUACUGGAAAAAGUCUACGCACCCAUCAGCUUUUGGCAUAUUAUCUCCAAUGCUAUAGUUCUUUGCUCGCUGAUAUACGAUAUUACAACAAGCGAUGAUUUUCGUAAUGGAAUAUAUUUUGGCGAAUGGCCUAAAUCUGAACUCGAUCGACAUGUCAGAACAAAUGUUAUUUUGAUGAUGAUGCAAAAACCGAUGACUAUGUACGCAAUUUUCUCUCCCGUCGAGAUAGUCAUGUUCACAAAUUUUGUAAACGCUACAAUGUCCUACUUCUUCCUGUUACAAUCUGUUGGUGAUAAAAGCGGAUAAAAGUGUUCUAUCUAUGUCUCGUAAACUCUGGCAAACACAAUAUUACUUUAAUGAGAGAAUAAGAAAGUACAAGAUUUAAGAAAGUACAAUCAGUUUUAUUAACUUUUUAUUAUUACACUAUUAAUAUUUAAUAUAUAUUUAAACAAUUUA
This is a messenger RNA of Solenopsis invicta (red fire ant), 1779 nucleotides long. RefSeq lists its product as uncharacterized. The transcript is spliced from 5 exons. Gene Ontology annotation, biological process: sensory perception of smell; detection of chemical stimulus involved in sensory perception of smell. Gene Ontology annotation, molecular function: olfactory receptor activity; odorant binding. NCBI's taxonomy places the organism in Eukaryota, Metazoa, Arthropoda, Insecta, Hymenoptera, Formicidae. Gene Ontology annotation, cellular component: plasma membrane. Bases 541 to 1629 code for a protein of 362 amino acids. The record is from RefSeq and is a predicted model, not a curated record.